Molecule: messenger RNA, 2154 nt
Organism: Drosophila sechellia
Lineage: Eukaryota; Metazoa; Arthropoda; Insecta; Diptera; Drosophilidae
Gene: Kua
Product: Plasmanylethanolamine desaturase Kua
Exons: 6
Coding region: 368-1297 (309 amino acids)
Molecular function (GO): oxidoreductase activity
Source: RefSeq, a predicted model, not a curated record
UUACUGUUGCAAAGUAGCGGUACUAUUACUGCAGCUCCCGCGCCCGCGUGUGUGUGUGUGCGAGAGUGCGCGGCGUGCGUGUGUGUGUGUGAGUGAUUGUACGGUGGGGCAGCCUUAAAUCACGUGCAUACAAAAACCGAAUGAAAAAAGCACGGCAUUUAUUUACAUUUGGAUGCCACCAUAAAAAAUAGAGCGCCGACGCCUGGGUUCGCUGUAAAUCGACGUUAGUGAAUGCCUAACAAUUCCUUGCGUGUGCACAUGUUUUUGGUCCCAAUCAAUACUUGGCAGAUGGUCAUUUAGAUUUAAUUGUUGCAAGAAAUAGGCCUCGAGCGCCGACAAUAACAAAAGAAACACCGGCGAAGCGACGAUGACGGCCAAGAGCGAUAUGGAUAUUCUGGCCAACUCCAUGUACGAGGACGACCCCAAUGGCAACCUAGCGCCCGCCACCACCAAGGAUCAGGAAUCAGUCGAGCCGGAGGAGCUGAAGGUCACGCCCGCUGGCACCAAAGCAACUUCCCCCAACUCGGCGACCUUAGUUUCGACUUCUCCGCGCUGGGGUCCCCAGAAUAAGGGCGCCCAGGAACUAGCCUUGUUGUACAGUCCAGGAAAACGAGCCCAGGAAAUCAUUUGCGUCUACACCUGCAUUGGCCUUAUGAUCAUUAACCUAGCCCUGAUUGUUAGACACUUGCGAUUGGAGCGGAUUAGUGUCGCCUUUCUGUCCGCCCUGUGCGGCAUUAUAACGGCCGACUUUGCUUCCGGCUUGGUUCACUGGGCGGCAGACACCUGGGGAUCGGUGGACAUACCCAUGAUUGGAAAGAACUUCCUGCGACCCUUUCGCGAGCAUCAUCUGGAUCCCACAUCCAUAACGCGACACGAUUUCAUUGAGACAAAUGGCGACAACUUUAUGGUUGGCAUACCAAUUCUCGGCUACUUGGCCCACUAUUUCUACAUCAGGACGCCCAGCGAGAUACAGCAGCACUUCGGCUGGAUAGCCUAUGUGUUCCUCUGCUCCAUAUUCGUGGCCAUGACCAAUCAGAUACACAAGUGGUCGCAUACCUAUUGGGGAUUGCCGAGGUGGGUCCUGUUACUCCAGAGCUGUCACAUCAUCCUGCCACGCAAGCAUCAUCGCAUCCAUCACGUGGCGCCCCAUGAGACCUACUUUUGCAUCACCACCGGAUGGCUGAACUGGCCACUGGAACGCAUCAGAUUCUGGUCAACAUUCGAGCUCAUCAUCGAGCAUUUUACGGGCCUCAAGCCCCGCGAUGACGACCUGAAGUGGGCCAAGAAACUCACAUAGUUUCGCUGCCCAGCGACUGUAUAUAGGUAACUUGGACCAAAGCAGCCUUCAAUUGCUGAAUGUCACCUUCAAAUGUUUUCAUACAAUCGCAAUGUCUUGCAGAAUAAGGUAGCUUUAAAUGAGACAAGAUUGCAUACAUACUUAUAAGGUUAAUGGCAUAGUUCUCAGUUGCAUGUUUGUUAAAAAUAGUUUAUUAUCUUAGUUUAAGUUCGUGUUUUUUAAAUACCAUAUUACUAUUGUACACCUGCACACACUCGCACAACUGAGCGCAUAAACUAAUUGAUCUCGCCACAGAUUGAUCGUACUACGAGUGAGCCUUAAGUAUACCUAAAUAAUAAAUUGAACAUUUUACUAACUAUUGAGCACACGCUUGCCUGAAAAAUUUUUAAAGAUUUACACAAAAUAAUAUUACUCGAUAAUAACAUAUGUAAGCUAGGCGAGCAACUGAUUUUCCGAAACAAAAACACAUUUUAGUACCGUCUACAAACGCUGGUUAUCAAUGGCUAUAAAGUGAAUAAAUUUAUUUACAACAUAUACAUUCAAAAGAUAAUUAAAUUAGGCGCUGUAUGCAAUCAAAUAAGUGACUUAACCUUUGCCUUAAAACGUUUUUAUAGCAUAAACUCUUCUGAAGAAGCGAAUUCUGUUAUAGUUGGCACACUUUUAGUGGCGAGUGUUAGUCAUUGUAAGAGACCACUUUACUUUCAAAAUGUUUUUCAUUUCAUUAACAAGAAUUGAGAGUAAUCGGCGAAUCGAAGAGGCUAUUUGCUUAUAUCAUUUGAGGUGUUGUUGCACAACGCUGUAAUUCUAAGAAGGCAAUAUUCUUUGUGAUCUGAGAAAAUAAAUCGAUAAGCUUAAAA